UCUGUCCGCUAACGUGCACGCUGUUUGACUCGAGCCUUAGCCUUGUAACUCAGCACGAAGCACGAGUGGCUCACCUGCAAACAGGUCCUCACCAACAUCAGCGAUGACAGCGCGUCACCUCCUCGUCGUCGUGCUCACGGUGGUCACGGCAGUUGCUGAGUACUCCCCGCCGUACCCGACUGUCGGUAAGGUAUAUAAACCAACCGAGUAUAAACCUACCUAUGCUCCAGACUACAAAAAGCCCGAGUACCCAAGUAAACCCGCUUAUCCUCCCGUGUAUGACGGUAACCAAGACUACAAGAAGCCUGAGUACCCAAGUAAACCGGCUUAUCCUCCAGUGUAUGACGGUAACCAAGACUACAAGAAGCCCGAGUACCCAGUGUAUGAAGAUAAACCUUAUGGAGAGAAAGCUACUGGGGGAGAUGUCAAGUCAGCGAUAGAUGCUGUCGGAGUUUUGAUAACCAAGAAGGACGAGCUGUAUACCAACUUGGACAUUUACGAGACUCUCAUUCAAGUUGCUCAAGAGCGUCUCAACCUCAUCAACCAGAGAGAACUCCCAGCAGUCAGACUGGACAUCUCUCAGACAGACGCUUCUAUUACUCUUUUAGACCAAGAGGUCAGCGCACUGAGGGACCGCGCAGCCCGUGCUGACGUCACAGCAACCGCAGCUCUUGCUUCCGCUAACGCCACCAGUGACGUCAUUAGGCAGCAGCGCGCCCUGGUGGUGCAGAUCUCAAAGAACAACACGGACGACGCCCGCCGCAUCGCUCAGUUCCAAGGCGACCUGAGGAACUUGGAGGCUUACUUCCUGAAAGAACUGGACACACAGAUCGGCCAGCUGACCUCUCUGUUGGCAAAGGAGCGACAGAACCUCAAGACCGUCACCGCCUUCGUGGACGGCCGCAAGUGUGAGUACGGCUACGUUGCAUUGACGGGUAAUACCGACACUGCGUCAGUGCAGUUUGUGACAAAGUUCAACCAGGCUCCAAGUGUUGACAUCGUCCUCUCAGGAUACUCUUCGUUCCUCAACGUCCCGUUUUCACCUCGCGAUAGUUAUCCACCCGGUAACAACUACCCACCUCAGUCCACCUAUGGUGAAUAUCCUAAGGGAGACGACUCAUCGUACAAGAACGAAGUGCAGAACGUCCAGGUGGUCGUCUCUGACGUCACGGAUAAAGGGUUCACGGCACGGGUCAUCAACACAAAUGCAGUAAACUUCUACUUCGGUAAGAUCACUGCCAAGUACGUGGCGUGUCAGAACCUUAACAGCGAGGUCUACUAGUAGACUUCCUGUCACCAUGACACUAGUUUUCAAGGCGAACCUGUCAGCCGAGAACUGUUCAUCCCUAGUUUACAACGGAUGUUUCAUGGCUCACAGACGCUGAAUAUAUUGUUCAGCAUUUUCCUUUUUUUUUCCCUUCAAUUGUCGUCUAAAUCAAGCAAUUUUGUUUACGUCUGUUUAUACACAAGCGUUAACUUGUGUAUUUUGUAAAUAUGCAUCCGCCGUGGCCCGUUUAACUAAAUGUAAUCAGCUCUCUUCCUUGUUACAAAGAAAGCAGAGUGUAUGGAUAACCUUGACUUGAUGCUGAUGAAGCUGUCUGUAACAUUUGUGAAGGAGAAGAACGCUAAAGAUGAUGGUGUGGAUAGUUAACUGUUUUAUAUUUGAACAGGAAAAAAAAUGAAAGCUAGCCCUGUAAGCUUAACUGAUUCAUUGUACGUUUUAAAGAUGAGUGUGUCAACAAAUAAAAUGUAAAGCAGAAA
This is a messenger RNA of Pomacea canaliculata, 1761 nucleotides long. RefSeq lists its product as uncharacterized. The record is from RefSeq and is a predicted model, not a curated record. Bases 104 to 1282 code for a protein of 392 amino acids. NCBI's taxonomy places the organism in Eukaryota, Metazoa, Mollusca, Gastropoda, Architaenioglossa, Ampullariidae. The transcript is spliced from 4 exons.